AUGGACCGAUGCUCUUCCCGUGAUCACAUCAUGCAAGAGAAGAGCCACGAGAGCGUGGGUGAUGGGACAGACAGCGAGAAGAAGAAGGAGUCGCAGCCCAUGGAAGAGGACAGGGUGAUGCUGGAAGGACCCAGAGAGGAGCCCCAGAACUCCAAGGUGGACAUGGACCAUGAUGUUCAACAUCAGCCAGAUGAUAAGCAAGGUAGCAAAGUACCAAGACGCCCCCGAAAAUGCUCUUUCAAAGGGACGUAUGCUGAAGACCUUCAAGAAGACGCAACCCAACCAAGGAGUAGCUCCAGGGGGAAGGUGUACAAGUGUGUGGACUGCAAGAAGAUCUUCACCUGGGGGAGCAGCCUGACCCGGCACCGACGGAUCCACACGGGAGAGAAGCCCUUCAAGUGCCUGGACUGUGGGAAGAGCUUCACGCAGAGCGUGGUCCUCCUGCGGCACUGGAGGACACACACCAAGGAGAAACCCUUUCUCUGCACCACGUGCGGGAAACGCUUCUCCUGGCGCUCAGACCUCAUCACCCACCAACGCAUCCACACGGGAGAGAGACCGUACGCCUGCUCGCACUGCGAGAAGACCUUCCGGAAGAGGUCUCACCUCAUGAGGCAUCAGCAAGUCCUCCAUGAUGGCACCAAGAGCGCCCAGAUGGAGCCAGGACAACCACCCCGGGUGCUGGAGGAGAAGUUGGAGAGCAAGAAGCAGCAGACACUGACGAGACAAAGGGGUGGCGUGAAGGACACUCACGCAGCCACAAGCAAGCCGGUGGCCCGUGCCAAGCAGAAGACCCAUAAAUGCCCAGAGUGUGGGAAGAUGUUCUGCUGGAGAAACAGCCUGAGACGCCACCAAAGAAAUCACACGGGAGAACGACCCUACAAGUGCCCAGACUGUGGGAAGACCUUCAAUGACUUCUCCAACCUCGUGUCCCACCAUAGGAUCCAUAAGGGAGAAAGACCAUAUGAGUGCCCCGAGUGCGGGGAGUGCUUCACCCAGAACUCGAGCCUUUCCAGGCAUCGGAGGACCCACACUGGAGAAAAACCCUUUUCCUGCUCUGAUUGCGGGAAAUCCUUUACUCAGAAGCAAAAACUCAUCUUGCACCAGCGGAUCCACACCGGGGAGAUGCCAUACAGCUGCCAGCAAUGCCAGAAAACCUUUCGGACCAGCUCCCACCUCACCACGCACCAGCAGAUCCACACGCAGGAGAGCUCCCACGCAUGCCUGGUCUGCGGGAAGUCAUUCAGUGUGGGCGCCGAGUGUCUUCUCCAUCAGAGGACCCACUUGGAAGAGGUGCCGGUGGGCCCGGGUGCUUCUCCAGGGGGUGAUGGGCCAUGA
This is a messenger RNA of Pelecanus crispus (Dalmatian pelican), 1338 nucleotides long. NCBI's taxonomy places the organism in Eukaryota, Metazoa, Chordata, Aves, Pelecaniformes, Pelecanidae. The record is from RefSeq and is a predicted model, not a curated record.